Molecule: messenger RNA, 528 nt
Organism: Spirometra erinaceieuropaei
Lineage: Eukaryota; Metazoa; Platyhelminthes; Cestoda; Diphyllobothriidea; Diphyllobothriidae
Source: the annotation of a GenBank genome assembly
AUGACCUACGAAGCCAACCGCAUUGCCGCCGCGAAAGCCGAACGCGAAGCACACAAGUCUCAGCUGCGCUCAGCCCGCACUGCCAAUGCACAACCGCCCUCCGCGUGUCCACGGUGUCAACAGACAGUCCCGGCGCCAUUUGGACUUGUUGGACACCUCCGGAUCAACUGCACUGUUCGGAUCGCACCAAUCGACCUCCCUCUGUCCGCCUCUUCCUCGCACUCUACGCCGUCAACUAAUUCGGGCCGCCUUCCUAAACCAACACUUCCAUACGUACUUUUUUCCUCCUCCUCCUCCUCCUCCUCCUCCUCCUCCUCCUCCUCCUCCGCAGUCCUGACACACCCACCACGCCCAUACCCGCCGUCACUUUGUCGUCCUAUGCGCUCCCCACAAUCACCAUCCUCCAGGAACCGACACCGACACCACCAACUGCUCAUGUCCACACUGUCCGCGCACAUUUACCCCACUCAUCGGCUUGGUCGGUCACUUGCGAAUCCAUCGCACAGGCAUUGGCGAUCCAGUGCGUGA